Molecule: messenger RNA, 1845 nt
Organism: Clavispora lusitaniae ATCC 42720
Lineage: Eukaryota; Fungi; Ascomycota; Pichiomycetes; Serinales; Metschnikowiaceae
Source: RefSeq, a predicted model, not a curated record
AUGAAGCACAUUGUCAUUUGCCUCGACGGCACCGCCACCAGUUUCGGCUCGGGCCCCGCCACUAACGUGCUUCUUCUUUUCCGCCUCCUCGACCGCUCCAACAUCUGCUACUACCAGCCGGGCGUCGGCACGCUGUUUAUUGGCCGCCCCGACAUUGCGCCCCACACGCGCUUUUACACAAACUGGCAGGCGGCACACGCCCGCCUUGACGCCGCGUCGGGAUACCUGCUUCUGACGCAUGUCCAGGCGGCAUAUCUUUUCCUUGUGCGAUUCUACGAGCAGGGCGACAGGAUCGAGGUGUUUGGCUUUUCGCGCGGCUGCUUCACUGCGAGGGUGUUGGCCGGCAUGCUUGAGCAUGUGGGUUUGCUCCGGCGCGGCCUGGAGGAAAUGGUGCGGGCCGCCUGGGAAUUGUACGCGGGCUGGGAGGCGGCCGGGCAGCCCUACGAGGGAGCGAGCGCGCCCGCGCGCGCCGGCCGCGCCGAUCUUCUGCGCGAGUUUGGCCGCACCUUCUGCCGCCCGGCGCGCAUCCACUUCAUGGGCCUCUGGGACACCGUGGCGCUGGUGGGCCUUUUGCGCGAGCGCGUGUUUCCCUACACCAGCCGGAGCACGUUUGUGAGCCACGUGCGCCACGCCAUCAGCAUCGACGAACGCCGCUGUAAGUACCGGCAGGUGCCCUUCGAGGAGCCUGACCCAUGCGGCGCGCCAUGGUCCUGGAUGUCGUGGUGGCGCCGCAUUGUCGGCGAGCGCGAGCCCGCCGGUUGCUCCGACGACCUUGUGGAGCUUUGGUUUCCCGGCAACCACGGCGAUGUUGGCGGCGGCUGGCCCCAGGACGCCGAGGGGUACAAGAUGUCGGCGCUCCCGUUGAGGUGGAUUGUGGCCGAAGCCAUCAAACAUGGUGUCCGCUUUGCGCCGGGGACUGUGGCUGCGCUCAACACAGUGUGCCCGGUGGAGAAAUCUUUGAAGCUGUUGCACCACGACAUGCUUUCGUGGCGCGCGCCGAAGUACGUGGCGCCGCCGGCUUUGGGCGACUACGGCCUUCCCUUCCUGGCGGAGCGCGCUGAAAUUUCUGCCGGGCGCUCCGAAUCCAACUCGGCCCUGCCCGUUUCGCGCCUCGCGCGGCUUUUCCGUCGGGCGCCUGGGGCCGAGCUGGAAGAAACACUUCCUGGGAAGAUGCCCAGCGAUAGAACAGCCCUUCGUGCCGUUCCUACCUCAUACGGCGCCGCCGCCCAUGCUUCAAGCAGACGAAGGCUUCGCUCGCAGUCUGUCAGCUUGCCCAUUGCAAAAAGAGCCGUCGUGAAGCGACCAAAUUCCACAGGCAGCAGCACGUUGCGGCGCCUCGUAGAAGCACGCAAGGGCGUCUACACAUGGCCCAACGCCAAAAUCACCCGCCUCCCGUCGGCGCUGUAUGCAUUUGUGCGGCGCCAACCUGAUAAGCCACCCGAGAGUAAUGUCCAACCAGCCCUCCGCUUCAACGCCCGCGGCUCAAGUUCCAUAUUGGACACAAUUUUCUGGUGGCUCGUAGAACUUCUUCCUUGUACUACAGAGGUGGAGUGUCCAGAUGGCAUCUGGCGACGGCAGAUCAGGCCCAACUUUGGAGCCCUGCGCGCUAUCCCCGCCCAAGCCAAGUUCCAUUGGAGCCUCUUCUACCGUCUCCGCUAUGUCAGCGACUACACGCCCACCAAUCUUCCUACUGAUCUCGGCGCGAGGUUUGUAGAACUGAUCGAGCGCACCAUGAUGCUCCCCCAGGAACUCCGAGAGGACCUUUUGAAACUUGACGCGAGCACCAUCCGCACCAGCAAUAGUGCCAUCUGGAACAUCUUCCCGGACGACUUUGCGCAAAGAUGA